Messenger RNA from Gracilinanus agilis (Agile Gracile Mouse Opossum), 3520 nucleotides. RefSeq names its product coronin 1C (gene CORO1C). Gene Ontology annotation, biological process: actin filament organization; neural crest cell migration. Lineage: Eukaryota; Metazoa; Chordata; Mammalia; Didelphimorphia; Didelphidae. Gene Ontology annotation, molecular function: actin filament binding. The transcript has 10 exons. Bases 1 to 1428 code for a protein of 475 amino acids. The record is from RefSeq and is a predicted model, not a curated record.
AUGAGGCGAGUGGUACGGCAGAGCAAGUUCAGACACGUGUUUGGCCAGGCUGUGAAGAAUGACCAGUGCUAUGAUGACAUCCGGGUCUCCCGAGUCACCUGGGAUAGUUCCUUUUGUGCGGUCAACCCCCGAUUUGUCGCCAUCAUUGUGGAAGCCAGUGGGGGCGGGGCGUUCCUCGUGCUGCCCUUGCACAAGACUGGCCGAAUCGACAAGUCCUACCCAACAGUAUGUGGCCACACAGGCCCCGUGCUCGACAUCGACUGGUGUCCACACAAUGACCAGGUCAUUGCCAGUGGUUCAGAAGAUUGCACAGUGAUGGUAUGGCAGAUUCCAGAAAAUGGCCUCACUCUUUCCCUGACUGAACCCGUGGUGAUUUUGGAAGGCCAUUCCAAGAGAGUUGGCAUAGUGGCCUGGCAUCCAACCGCACGCAAUGUUCUGCUCAGUGCAGGUUGUGAUAAUGCCAUCAUCAUUUGGAACGUGGGAACAGGGGAAGCCCUCAUCAACCUGGAGGACAUGCAUUCAGACAUGAUCUAUAAUGUCAGCUGGAAUAGAAAUGGCAGUCUGAUAUGUACGGCCUCCAAAGACAAAAAAGUGAGAGUCAUUGAUCCUCGGAAGCAAGAGAUCGUGGCUGAAAAGGAAAAGGCACAUGAAGGAGCCCGGCCCAUGCGAGCCAUCUUUUUGGCAGAUGGCAAUGUCUUCACCACUGGUUUCAGUCGAAUGAGUGAGCGGCAACUGGCCCUCUGGAAUCCGAAAAAUAUGCAAGAACCUAUCGCCCUUCAUGAAAUGGACACCAGCAAUGGAGUGUUACUGCCAUUCUAUGACCCCGAUACCAGCAUCAUCUAUUUAUGUGGGAAGGGUGACAGCAGCAUCCGCUACUUUGAGAUCACAGACGAAUCCCCCUAUGUCCACUACCUCAACACUUUCAGCAGCAAGGAGCCUCAGAGGGGAAUGGGCUACAUGCCCAAGAGAGGGCUCGAUGUUAACAAAUGUGAGAUUGCCAGAUUCUUCAAACUCCAUGAGAGGAAGUGUGAGCCCAUUAUCAUGACUGUUCCAAGGAAGUCUGACCUUUUCCAGGAUGACCUGUAUCCAGACACAGCAGGACCAGAGGCCUCCCUGGAGGCAGAGGAGUGGUUUGAGGGGAAGAAUGCUGACCCACUCCUCAUUUCCCUGAAACAUGGCUAUGUUCCUGGCAAGAAUCGUGACCUCAAGGUGGUCAAGAAGAACCUACUGGACAACAAGCCCUCGGCCAACAAGAAAGUUGGCCUGAUAGGCCCUGCCAAGGGGGUGGCUGAUGGAGUGGGCACCAUGCAAAACGAAGCCAAGCUGGAUGAGAUCUUAAAAGAGAUUAAAUCCAUCAAAGACACUAUCUGCAAUCAAGAUGAGCGCAUUUCCAAGUUGGAGCAGCAGAUGGCCAAGAUAGCCGCGUGAAAGGUGGGGACGCAGGCAGGAGAGCCGGGGCUGGCUGUGCCAGGGAGGGACUGCCAACUGGCCCCCGUGUCCCGGCCAGCCGCCAUCGAAAAAGUGGAGCUUCUUAGCAAAGCCUUUCCCAUGUUUUAAGUGUUCUGUGACUCUUUGUUGAACUUGAAAGAAACAAAAACAAGUGCUCCUUUUAAAGUUCCCGACGUUCUGACUUUGGAAACCAAACCAUUCAGAUCCAGUGUUGUGCCCAAGCCUCCUUGACCAUUAUUGUUGUUGUUGUUGUUGCAAAAUAGGGACCAAUGGAUGCCACGUCGCUCUGUAGAGUUCAUUUUUUUAAACUUGCCAAAACCCAAAGUAGCUUUUUUCCCUCUGUAUUUGCUACUUUGCAGUAUUUGUGUGUGUGUAUUUUUCCUUAAUUUGAAAGGGACAGCACUGUGUAUGUUUAUAAAAUGAAGAUAAAAUAUUAUUUUAUAUAAACAUUCAUCUUAGAACAAUCAGAGCAGUAGCCACAUUGUGCUGCCUCAUCUGUGGCAUGAAGGGAGUCAGGGGAACGACGUGGCCAAAGGAAGCCUUGAACAAUCCCCAGGGUGGCGCUGCCCUGCCCUCCUGCCCUCCCGCCUUGGGAUUUUGGACCUGCCUCUUCUCAUUGCCCUUAGUGUGAAGCCAGGCACCCCGUCUCCCCUUCUCCUCCCUCCUUCUCUAGAUGGUGGGCAGUCACAUCAUCAUGCAGUCGAAAUUGCCCUUCAGUCAUCGCGGGCUUCCUUCCGGCUCUCAGGAGGCAGCUCAGUCUAGACUGGCAUGGGUGCUGGCGUCUUGGCCAUUUCUUACUUGAAGCAUCAUGUUUUCAGGUUCUGGGCUAGUGCCUGGCAGGCAUGGAUGCCCUAGGACAAGGAAGUGGGCAUGUAGUGACUUUCUCUGUGCUGCCUGCCCAGCGCUUGGGUACCAACCACAUGAAACUCAGAAGGGGAACGAGCAUGUAUCCUGCAGUCUUGCCUUUUCUAUUACGUUUUCCAGUCUUGCUCUGAUGCCAUGCCAGAGGAAAAAAAUAUUCUCUUUCCACUAACAAAGCGCCCUUCCCUUUGCUAAGUCCACACAUACAACAUUACUGUACUCAGGGCCCCCCCUCCCCUGCAUUUUGUUCUCCCUCCCUCCCUUUUUUCAACCAUACUUCCCAUUAAGCUUCUGAGACUCGUGGACAGAAAUUGCCUGGUGCAUGUUGAAGCGAGUGGUCUGUGACAAAGACACGAGUGAUAAAGUACCUGGAGUCCAAUUGGGCCCCUCCUUUGGCCCUCAUCCCCUUGCCCAGGGCUGCCCCUUUAGUACCCAUAGCCCCGCAUGUGCUGGCAUGCUCAGCCUUUCCCAGCGGGCAAGCGCCAGGCUCACUGAGCCUCAGGGCAGCGGAGGCCUGGCCUCUGUUCAUCUGUCUCUUUGGUGUGUGUAGAUUAAGACUUCUAUGGAAGGACUGAGUGUCUUGGUUUGAAUGUGGAAAGUCUGAUGGUGGGAUGGGGAAGGGAGAUUCUGUGGCCAUUAGUGUUGUGAGGAGAGGAGAGGAGAGGAGCGUGGGAAGGCCAGGCUGGCCUUGUGGCUUUGGCUUGGGAUCUGAGACAACAGCCGACACUGGGACGGCUGGCCCCAAGAGUGGAGAGCAUCCAGAUGUUUGGUGUUUGCCCCUUUUGUGCGGAAGUAAAAGACAGACGGUGACCAGAGAGGUGUGUGUUGUUCGGAGCCACCCAGUCUUCCAAGACCCUUCCAUUGGCAGAUUGGGACACAGAAGAGAAACAGAUCAGACCAGAUUGCUAGUGGUGGCAGGAUGCUAGAAGGAAUGUGGUUCUGAGGUGGGAAGAGGGCAAGGAAAAGUCCUUUUGAUUUUCGUGUGUAGCUUGUGUCUUAUUUAAGUGAAUGAAUGCCUAACUAGGCACAAACAGCGUCGGUGCCUGAAGCUGAGGGGGUGGAGGGGGUUGGUUGUUUUUUUUUUUUUAAAGCCGUGAUACCCCAGAGGAGAACCAGUGAAUUAUUACAAGAUCGGCUCUUAUAGAGCGGCCAUAGUAUUCUGUCAAAAUAUUUGCUUCCAUUUUCAACGAUAAAAUCAUUGAUUACAAAA